Penaeus indicus is the source of this 2377-nucleotide messenger RNA. RefSeq names its product heterogeneous nuclear ribonucleoprotein H3-like. Gene Ontology annotation, molecular function: RNA binding. The transcript has 11 exons. The coding region runs from base 177 to 1892 and encodes 571 amino acids. Gene Ontology annotation, cellular component: ribonucleoprotein complex. The record is from RefSeq and is a predicted model, not a curated record. NCBI's taxonomy places the organism in Eukaryota, Metazoa, Arthropoda, Malacostraca, Decapoda, Penaeidae.
AGCCACUCAGACGCCGCUCGACUCCAGGGAGAAACCCACGCGCCAAUUCUCCCCUCCGCUACGUCCCUCUUCAGGAGUACUCGCUCACUUUGCAUACCGAGAAGUCGGCCGUGCGUCGUGCAGAGCGUCACCGGGAGCUUGUUUGACAGUCGUGCGGCGAAUUGACUGGAGAUACGAUGGGCAACGGAGAAGAUGAGAAGCCCACCAUGAAUGAAGGUGGUGAUGAGGAGACUGUGGUCAGGGUGCGCGGCCUUCCAUGGUCCGCAACUGUCGAGGACAUUCUCAAGUUCUUUGAUGGUGUAAACAUCAAGAACGGUCGUGAUGGUGUCCACCUGACCCUCUCACGUGAAGGCCGUCCAAGUGGCGAGGCCUACGUUGAAGUAGCCAGCGAAGAUGAUGUUGCACUAGCCGAGAAGAAACACAACCAACACAUGGGGCGUAGAUAUAUUGAAGUCUUUAAGGCGAAGCGCUCCGAAAUGGAAUGGGUCGUCAAGAGGGCUGGCUUUGGCGGCUCUGGGGGUGAAGACGACGGUUGUGUCAGACUCCGUGGUUUGCCUUUUGGUUGUUCCAAGGAGGAGAUCGCACAGUUCUUCUCAGGGUUGGAGAUAGUUCCGAACGGGAUAGCUCUGCCUACCGACUACCAGGGGCGGCAUACGGGGGAGGCAUACGUUCAAUUUGUUAACAAAGAGGUCGCUGAAAAGGCCCUUGAGAAGCAUAAGGAAAAAAUAGCUCACAGAUACAUUGAGAUCUUCAGAAGCAAUCUUGGAGAAGUGCGUGCAGCGAUGAGCCCCAAGAUGAGAGUACCUGGUGGACCCAUGGGCGGUUACAAUAACAGACCAGCUCCUUAUGACUCUCGUGACAGAUUUGGGGGCAUGAACAGAUACAGCCUGGGUGGACGUGGAAGAACACGUGGGUACAAUGACUAUGAUGGCUAUGAUGGCUUUGUUUCAGGUGGGUACAAUGAUUAUGAUGAUGGCCCAGGCUGGGGUGGUUCUGGGGGAUACAAUGAUGGACCCAGUAGUUGGCAGAGUGGUCGAGGAGGUGGAAGAGGUGGAGGACCUGGCGGUAUGAAGGGUAAUUUUGGAGGUGGACGUGGUGGCAGUUGGAGCAGUGGAGGGACAGGCCACUGUGUGCACAUGAGAGGUCUUCCAUUCCGUGCAACAGAGAUGGAUAUUGCUGAUUUCUUCAGACCACUGAACCCAGUCAACAUCAAUAUUAUCAUGGACAGCCAGAACAGGCCCUCAGGAGAAGCAGACAUUGAGUUCGCUACACAUGAUGAUGCAGUCAAAGCUAUGUCUAAGGACAAGGCGAACAUGCAACAUCGCUACAUUGAACUUUUUCUGAACUCAACGCCCGGCGGUAACAUGGGCGGUCCUGGAGGUCCAAUGGGAGGUCCAGGUCCCAUGGGCGGGCCAGGCUCCGGAAACUUCGGAGGCGGCGGCGGAGGCAACUUCAGCGGCGGCAACAUGGGCGGCGGGUUUGGUGGGGGAUAUGGGGGGGGCAGCCGAAUGGGGGGAGGUGGUAGUAGCUUCGGCAACGGCAUGGGAAGCGGCUACGGCAGUGACGACGGCAUGGGCGGGGGCAUGGGAGGUGGAAUGGGUGGGGGAAUGGGAGGAGGCAUGGGUGGGGGGAUGGGAGGAGGCAUGGGCGGCAGUGGAGGAGGAGGAGGAGGUGGUGGAGGAAUGGGCGGCAGCAUGGGCGGAGGCAUGGGCGGCAGUCUUAGCGGCGGCCUCGGCAGCAUGUCUAGCAGUCUUAGCAGGCUGGGUAGCGGCAUGGCCAGCGGACUCAGCAGUGGCAUGGGCAGUAGCAGCUUCGGCAGUGGCUUCAACUCCAACAACGGCUUCGGGCCCAGCGACCAGAUGUCCGGCAACAACUACAACAGCUUUUGCUAAAACUGUAUUGGGGAAGUGAGAGAGAGGGAGAAAAUAAAUGAAAUAAAGAAUAAAAACAUGUACCUUAAGGAUCUUCUGAGAAGUUUAUUUUUCUUUAGUUGAGCUUACGACUACUGUGAACUUUAAUUGUGUAAUUAAUAAAGAAUGUCAUUUGUAAAUUUGAAUUUUCAUUUAUAAUGUUAAAAAUAUCAAUAAAGAUGCUAAGUAUUUUUUGUUAGCACUACCGUGUAACCUCAAUAAAUACAUUCACGGUGGCUUUGUCACAUUGUGGAAACCUAUGAAAAAUACACGCAAGUACAGUUAAAACCUCUGUAAGAUGGAUAGUAGACUAUAAAGAAAACUGCAUCUGACUUCAUCUUAAGUGUGACAUUCCAUUGACAUGGUUUGAUGCAGGUCUCGAAAUUGUUCCGUGGACGAUGGUUAAUUACAAAUGUAAUUUUAGGUUAUUUUUAAGGUCUGAAUAAAAUUACAAACCUUACAAGAAA